This is a messenger RNA of Ascochyta rabiei, 768 nucleotides long. RefSeq names its product Ubiquinone biosynthesis protein coq9, mitochondrial. Gene Ontology annotation, biological process: ubiquinone biosynthetic process. Lineage: Eukaryota; Fungi; Ascomycota; Dothideomycetes; Pleosporales; Didymellaceae. Bases 1 to 768 code for a protein of 255 amino acids. Gene Ontology annotation, molecular function: lipid binding. The transcript has 2 exons. Gene Ontology annotation, cellular component: mitochondrial inner membrane. The record is from RefSeq and is a predicted model, not a curated record.
AUGUCUGCAACACGGCUACCUAGCACUCUCCUCGGCACACUGCGGGCCAGCGCCUCGCGCACUUCCGGCCCUAUCCUGCGCCAACGCUGCACAUACCACUCGUACGACUACGCGCAACCGCCGCUCUUUGCGCCCGCCGAAAGCAAGAUCCUCUCCUCGGCAUACGCCCAUGUCCCACACCACGGCUUCACAAUCGACGCGCUGAAGCUCGGCGCCCGCGACGCAGGGUACCUCGACGCAUCGACGAAUCUGUUUCCGCGCGGGGUGUUCGACCUGAUCAACUACCACCUCGUGACGCAGCGCCUCGCACUGCGGGAUAGCGUGCAGUUCGCCAAGGAGAAAGAUGGGAGGAAGCUCGGCGUAGGCUCGAAAGUGCGCGCCCUGACACUCGCACGGCUGCGCGCGAACGAACCAGUGCUGCACCGGUGGCAGGAGGCCCUCGCCAUAAUGGCCCAACCAACCUACGUUCCCCCCUCGUUGUACGAGCUAGCGGCACUCGCAGACGAAAUCUGGUUCCUAGCCGGCGACGGCAGCGUCGACAUGAGCUGGUACACGAAGCGCGCGACGCUAUCAGCCAUCUACUCCGCCACCGAGGUCUUCAUGACGCAGGACACGUCCAAGGGGUUCGCAGAGACGGAGCAGUUUCUUGACGGGCGGCUGCGCGAUCUGCAGACGGUGGGUGGGCUUGUGGGGAAGCUGGGUGAGUGGGUGAAUUACACGGGGCACAGCACUGUCAAUGUGUUGCGGAGCAAGGGAGUUGGGAUAUGA